AUGCAACUCAAGCUCCUCGCCCUCCUCGGGGCCCUAGCCCCCAUCGCCAACGCGCAAAACAAGACCGUCAUCGCACAAAACAACACCCUCGUCUCGCAAAACAACACCAUCGUCAUCACCGACAACCUCGUCGACAUCAUCAACAACUUCCCCAGCUGCUCGCUGCCGUGCUUCUCCGACGCCAUCCACCUCAACAGAUGCCGCGUGAAGGAGUUAGAUUGCGUCUGCCACUGGGCGCUGGUCAUGUCCGACGAUUUGACGCCCUGCACGCGUAAACAGUGUAAAGGGUCUCAUAACGACGUCAGAGCUCGGCUGUGGGAUUUCUGCCAUAGAUGGGACGAGCAUCCCCCCGCCGCUGAGGUCGAGGCUGCCCAAAUCUUGAUGAGGAAACGAAUUGUGGAUCAGUAUGACUGGCUGGACCGUCCCACGGGCAGGGGUAGAAGCGGGGGUAGAACCGUAGCAGAGCCUGAUCUAACUGUGAUGGGCGCCGCGGUGGCGGCAGCAGUAGCGUUGAUGGGGUUUGGCAAGCUGCUCACACACAUUAGAUCGAGCUACGGCAUAUAUGGAUUAUGGUAUUGGGACUAG
Molecule: messenger RNA, 585 nt
Organism: Daldinia loculata
Lineage: Eukaryota; Fungi; Ascomycota; Sordariomycetes; Xylariales; Hypoxylaceae
Exons: 3
Coding region: 1-585 (194 amino acids)
Source: RefSeq, a predicted model, not a curated record